Messenger RNA from Gryllus bimaculatus (two-spotted cricket), 3150 nucleotides. The record is from the annotation of a GenBank genome assembly. Lineage: Eukaryota; Metazoa; Arthropoda; Insecta; Orthoptera; Gryllidae.
CCCCGACGAGGAAAAUCCUGGACAAGCUUAGAUAUGCCUCUGCGCGUAUACGUAUUGCAUAAUACAUCGUAAACAAAGUGCACAAUAACACAAUGCAAAAUUGAAACUCGUUUGAAAGAAAAAAAUCGUAAGAUAUUUUUGCGAAACCGUCACAUUUUAAUUCGAGAGCUUUAAUUGAUGGAUAAAGUUAACAAGGUAUUUUGUCGAAAUGAAGGUUUUUAAAAUCUUAACUGGUAUUUGUGUUCGGUUGACUGACUCAGAGAGAGUCGAGAGAGAGAGCUGACAGCUGACUCAGUGACACAACUCAAAAUAUUGGUAUCGCUCAUGGUGAAAAUACACCAGCCAACCCGCGAUCAAGACGUGAUUCAAGAGCGUUUGGGAGCAGAUCGGAAGGGCGCAAGAUGUGUUGAGGUGGGUCAGGUUGUGAGGUGUCAUGAUGUUUUGCUGAGUCGCUGCCGUCCAAUAACCUAAGAGUUUUUCAUUAUUUCGUUUGUGUUAAGUGACAUAAGUUUUAAUUCGUUAAAAAAGAAGAUAUUCGAAUUCCAUUGAACAUUAGCGUAUCUUUCACACAUUCGAAUUGCUUUGUCAAAAUGAAUAGUGAUUUGAGAGCAGAAGAUAUUCUGGUGCAAGUCAGAGAAAAACUUAAUAGUGAUCAGGUGAAAUUGUGGUUACCUCCGUAUUACACGGAAGGAAGUGGACGAUGUGAAGAAGAAAUUGAGAAACUCUCAAGAUCAUACAGUCAGUCUUUAAAUUUGGAUUUGUCAAGUUGUCUUACAGCUAUACAGAGUCUGCAGAGUCGAGCUCUUGAACGAUUACAAGAAAGGAAUCAUUAUAGGGACACAGGGUUAGCAACUGUGAAGGUUCGUGUGCCAAAUCAACUUCAUCAGAGGAACCAGUUGUCUAUCCAAAUGAGAUUAACUUGCCUGGCAAAGGAUUUGCAGGAAGCUGUUGCACGAGAAAUUAACGAUACUUCUGCAAGAGUGAAGCUUAUUUCAAAUGGCCGAGUUUUAGAUUAUGAAGUUUCGUUAAGUACUCAAGGAGUAAGGCAUGGAACCCAACUGAUGGCUAUUAUUCUUAAUGAAGAUCCAAGUGAGGUGGAGAUUGCUGAUCAAACUGGGAAAAAACUGUACUUGCCUACUGAAGAGAAACGAGCUUUAAUUGUUGCCAUGUCAUUGCAUGAAAAAGGAAGAGUAGCUUUGAAGGCAGAAAACUAUGCUCUUGCUUUGCUGCUUUUCCUAGAAGCAGACAAAGAAUUUAGUAUUUGUAACUCCAGCAUCUUGCAAUCAGUAGACAAUUAUGCUCUGCUGAAUCUGGACAUUGCAUGGUGCUAUCUCUGUUUACGCAGUGUUACAUAUCUUCCUGAUGCAGAACAGAGACUGAAGAAGUGUGAACAGAGUUUUGAGCGUAGUUAUGGACCAAACCUGGAACGUGUUCUUGCUUUAAAAGGAAAUACAGGUAAUGAAGCAGCUCUUUUUAUGAGGCUUCAUCUAUUGCAAGCUAUUGUUCUUUUCCACCAAAACAAACGGCAAGAAGCAGCACGUUUAUUUUCACUUGUGGAAACAGAACUUGGCAAUCUAAAAGUAGAUGAUGGUUGCCUCUGCCAGUUGAUGGAACUAGGUUACACUGCAUCUGAAGCACGACUUGGUCUUCGUGCUGCUCAUGGAAAUAUAGGUGGAGCAGUGGAAUUAAUAACUCGACGUCGUGAAGAACGUGAGCAACUGAGGAAGAAAGAAGAAGCUGAACGUAAACAGAAUAGAGAGCGGAGAAAACUGGGACGUUGUGCAGAUGGUCGCCAAUGGGUGGAACCACAGUUGUACCAGUUGCUGUUAUCAAUGGGCUUUACACCAUUUCUGGCCCAGAGAGCUCUACAACAUACUAAUAAUGAUGUACAGAUGAGUGUACAGUUAAUUCAAGAACAACCAGAUCUCUUGUGCCAACAAGAUUUUAACAGAGAUACUAUCAAUAAGGUAGUAGCACUUGGAUUUAGUAGAAAAAAGGCCAAGAAGGCUCUACGCAACUGUAAUGGAGAUGUUGAAAGAGCUGCAGAACUUCUUCUUAGGCAGAUUGGGGAAUCAUCCAAUUCAGGAAGUGAUGAGGACAGUGACACCGACACUGAUAAUUCUGCACGUGAUGAUGGAAUGGAAGAAAAACAACAAGCAUUUGAAAACCUUACAAAAGGCAUGGCCACAAAUGAGGAAGAUCACUUAGAUUUGACUCUGGUACACGAAGAAAGUUUCCUGAGGGAGUACAAAGCAUUGCUGAACAUGCCUAAUAACCAGUGAAAAUGUAUUUUAUGUGACAUAUUGGUUACUUCAGCUGUAUUGUAAAUAGUGUGUAAGUGUUUAUAUGUGUUUGAAAUUAAGAUCUUAUUGUUUAGAGAGAAUUAUGAUAUAUGUUUUCAAAUAAAAUUUAUUUGUCAAGCCUCACUUCCAUCUUUAUUGAAGGAUCUUCCAAAAACUUAGCAUGUUACAUGAAUGUUGAGUUUUCACUGUCACACCAUUCAAACAUGAAUCAUUAUAAAAAGAAAACAGCGAAAUAUUAAAUUUCAGAGUUCAUUCAGUUUCCAUAGCCGUAGCAGGCUGAGGAUCCUGCGGUCCACUAUCUUCUUCUGGGGGUUGCAAAGGAGCAGCAUCACCACCACUUUCAGGUUGAGAACUUCUCUUCUCCUCUCCUUCAAUCAUAGCAAGAUACCGGGCCAAAGUGUCUUCAUCAAACACCGAAAAGAGAGUUCCUUUGCCAACUAAUGAAAUGGAUACAUUCUGAAAAACAUGAAAAUUAAAUUUAUAUGCAGUAUUACCAAUUUUCAUACCUUGCUGAUAUUAUGAAGACUGGCAAUGAUCUUUUUAUUGUAUGAACAGUUUAUCUACAAGUACUAAAAGGAUUCAAUCACUUCCAAUGUUUUUCCAUUAGCAUUGCUGGUAUUUUGCAAAUAUUUCAAAGUGCUUUUUGCCUCUAAAAGAAAGUCUAAUUAGGAUUACAGAAUCAUUAACAUUACUUCAUUACUUCUAAGUUUUCUGACUACCACUAUAUUACUGAUUACCAAAUAUUAAGAAUAAACACUGAUUUUACAGACCUCUGAAUAUGUUUUUUGUAUAAAACGUAUAUUUAAAACUUGUGCAUGUACAUCACGCGCCAUUCCUUCAAGAUUCA